Messenger RNA from Centruroides sculpturatus (bark scorpion), 585 nucleotides. RefSeq lists its product as uncharacterized. The transcript has 4 exons. The record is from RefSeq and is a predicted model, not a curated record. Lineage: Eukaryota; Metazoa; Arthropoda; Arachnida; Scorpiones; Buthidae. The coding region runs from base 1 to 585 and encodes 194 amino acids.
AUGGAAACUUGUAAGGAGGAUUACUUCAAGCAUAACGAUUACAAGAAGAUCGACGAGUACAGCUGCGGGCAUUAUUUUCAGUUCAAAAGAUGUGCCGAGAGGAUACUAGAUGAAAAAUGUACAGAGAAAUACAACAUAUACUUAAGCACUUAUCUGUUAGAUAAAGCGGAUGAGUUCAGUUGGAUGUGUUCUGAAGAGGAUACGUAUUUUAAUAAUAGAAACGAUCAAUUGAUGAUUCGGUCCAUAAAGGGUGCGAGGUGCUUGAUUAGGAAUAGAGAAAAGCUUUCCGCGUGCAGAAGAAAUUACGACGAGAAUGAAAAUGUGAUUGAGAGUGAAGAUAUCUUUGCCACUGCUUGCUGUGCCUUUAAGAAGUACGUCUUCUGUAUCGACGACGUCGCAACUACAAACUGUAGAUCCGAAUCUCGAGAAUUAAUCGACAAUGCUUUACAGCGCCUAAACAGGGAUCUUAAUUACAAAUGUAUUAAUUAUGAACUCGACAUGUGUUCGUCUUGUUCUGCUCUAACGUCAUUACUCAGUUUAAUCGUUGGGAUGAUAACUGUGAUGGAAGUGUGCGUGAGACACUGA